This is a messenger RNA of Vitrella brassicaformis, 2164 nucleotides long. Lineage: Eukaryota; Vitrellaceae. The record is from the annotation of a GenBank genome assembly.
CCCACCAGUGCGUAUUGGCUGAUGGAUCGGUCAGCCGCCACCCUCCGCCUCAGCUGCGCCACCCUCACCUGCCCAAGGCACAGAUACACACACACACACAGACACAUGAUUGUGAUGGAGGUCGACGUGGGGGCCUCUGUGGUGUGUGUGGCUGUGUGACUCCCAUCAUCGUCACUCCCAUCAUUACCGCCCUCAUCGCUGGCGUCAUUCAUAUCGUCACUCACAUCAUCGCCGCUGCCGUCGUCGGCAUCUGCACACACCCAGACCAUCGUCCGACUCUAUUUCACACACACACACAGAGAGGGCACGUCAUCCGUCAAUCCACCGAUGAAUGUUUGAAUGUGUCCCUCUCUGUAUCUGUACCAUUGUCAUCGUCAUCUUCAUCUUGCUGUUGCUGCUGUUGCUGUUGCUGCUGCUGUUGCUGCUGUUGUUGUUGCUGCUGCUGUUGCUGCUGCUGCUGUGGCACUUGUCCGUCGAAUACGAAUGGCGCCGCCGCCCCCAACACCGCGCGAGCCAGCUGAGUGGUCAACGGGAAGCGGUGCUUGAACAAACCGCCCUCACACACAGCCGCCUCAGUGGUCUGGACAUACACAAUCCCCGCACACAAGGGGAAGAAAAACACCGAUGACAAUAAUAACAUUUGACCAGCGGCGACUCGGUGAGCAGAUCGUCCAGACGGCCGCCACCGACAUCCCUGAACAGACAGACACCACCACCGUGGCCCACCCCAGUUAUGCCCUUGUUGUGUCACCUGUUGAGUAUAGUCAAUAUAUACAUAUAUGUGUCAGUGGUCUGGUGAGUUCUGAUGAAGUGGUCGAGGGUCUUGUAAUUGACAAACGACGACACUGACGCAUUGGUGAACGGGCCACCGCUCGACACCCAUCGGCCACGGACGGUCGAGUAGAAGAUGCGGCUGCGCACUGGUAGGUCGUGUGGCUGUCUGUGUUGCUCAUACAGAUGGCCGGCAGGGAGGGGCGGGUCGACCUCCAACUCAAAGCCGGGCUCGUCGAUGAUGGCCCGCACGUCCUCAUUGCCGUGCUGGAACAGCUGCAUGCAGGUGCCAUCACUGAAGUGGACGUGGCGGCCGACCAUCUUGAGCUGCGCCAACACACGGGGAGCCGACACAUACGCCUACACACACAUGACCACAUACAGACACACACCACAGACAGAGAGAAUGAGGCCCUCCCCGCCCGUCUGUUUGCCGGCUCACCGUUAUGUUUGCGUGUGUGUUGAUGUCAGCCCCACCGAGGGUCACAGGCAGCUCACAGUUGCCGCACUGCCCUGCCAGCUCAAUCACCUCGGCCAUCUCGCCCCAGCCCCCCUCCUCGCCCCAGCCCCCCUCCUCCACCACACACACAGCCGCCAGCAGAUCAUGUGUGCCGAACUGGUCGUCGUCGAACCGCAGCAGCUGCACUUGCUGCCCAUUCACCGCCCGCCGCAGCCCCGCCUGUGAGCCCAGCGAGUGGCUGAGCCGAUCCCUCAGCUGGGCCGCUCCGAAGAGCUCUCUGAGCCACGUGCAGGCGGCCCUCAGCCGCACGACGUCCUUGAUGCUGAGGAGGUAGCGGCUCCUCCGGCCCACACACAGGUAUGACACGAGGUGCUGCUGCUGCUCGUGGUGCUGCAUGGGAUGGAUGGGCCAAGACGGUCAGAUGAGUGAGGCGCUCGACAAGAGAGAGGCUGCACAGUGCGACAGAGCCGACAAAGGAUUGUGUCCAUUAAGCACGCUGCUCACAGAUCUGUGUGCUGCUCACCUCGUUCGAUGCUCGGACGGACAGAUCAGAGAAAGGUCAAUGAGCUAAGACCACCAGCACCAGCAGCGGCAGCGGCAGAUGAGGAGGCCGCCAUCGCUCCUCAGCCACGCUGCACCGAUGGGCGACAGACACAGAGAGAGAGAGGCACACAGACAGACAGACAGAAAGGCCAACGCAUUCAUUGAGGUGAGUGCAUGAGCGUCACUCAGUCAGUGAGUCAGUGAAUCAGUGAGUGUUGGGCCUCCCUCCCCUCUGUUUGUGUGUCAGCUCAAUGGCCUGCCACCCCACAGCAGCAGUCGAGAGGACGACUGACUCAAGGGACUCUUUUCGCCCUCUUGUCAGCCGAUUGCCUAACUCUCGCAACGCACAGCUGUCCGACAAGGCCACAAACGCCGCACUUUGGCAAAUCG